This is a messenger RNA of Solea solea (common sole), 2866 nucleotides long. RefSeq names its product calponin 1, basic, smooth muscle, b (gene cnn1b). The coding region runs from base 231 to 1124 and encodes 297 amino acids. Gene Ontology annotation, biological process: actomyosin structure organization. The transcript has 7 exons. Gene Ontology annotation, molecular function: actin binding. Lineage: Eukaryota; Metazoa; Chordata; Actinopteri; Pleuronectiformes; Soleidae. The record is from RefSeq and is a predicted model, not a curated record.
AACAGCGUCGGAAAGUUCGAACCGAAGCUUCAGCAGCUGCACGGAGUCUCACUGCGACAGAGAGUAAGACAGGACGGGACGAGGGAAGACAGAGACACGGAGACACGGAGACACGGAUUUGUCCAGGACUGUGUGUGUGUGUGUGUGUGUGACUUUGGGACAGAGAGCUGCUGUAACCUGCGUCUCCAUUUUUAAAGCCCUCCUCAGCUCCACUGACCGCACACAGCAGGAUGUCAACACAUUUCAGGAGCGGCCCUGCCUUCGGACUUUCUGCCGAGGUCAAGAGUAAACUCGCAGGGAAGUACGACCCCCACAAGGAGGAAGAGCUGCGGCUGUGGAUCGAGGAUUUGACCGGGAAGAAGAUGGGAGACCACUUCAUGGAGAGCCUGAAGGACGGAGUCCUGCUGUGCGAACUGAUUAACGUGAUGCAGCCAGGUUCUGUGAAAAGGAUCAACCACGCCCCUCAAAACUGGCACCAGCUGGAAAACAUCGGGAAUUUUGUCCGCGCGAUCACAGACUUCGGCCUGAAGCCACACGACCUCUUUGAGGCCAACGAUCUGUUUGAGAACGUGAACCACACUCAGGUCCAGUCCACGCUCAUCGCUCUGGCUGGGAUGGCCAAGUCCAAAGGCUUCCAGUCCAAAUACGACUUAGGGGUGAAGUACGCCGAGAAGCAGCAGCGUCGCUUUGCUCCGGAGAAGCUGAAGGAGGGACGCAACGUCAUAGGCCUGCAGAUGGGCACCAACAAGCUUGCCAGCCAAAAGGGCAUGACGUCAUACGGCACACGGCGUCAUUUGUAUGAUGCCAAGAUAGGCAUGGACAACCCAGUGGACCAGUCUACCAUCAGCCUACAGAUGGGCACCAACAAAGGAGCCAGCCAGUCCGGCAUGACGGCUCCAGGGACCAGGAGACACAUCUUUGACAAGAAGCUGGAGCUGGAGAACUGUGACACCACCACCAUCUCUCUGCAGAUGGGCACCAACAAAGUGGCCUCGCAGAAGGGCAUGACCACCUACGGCCUGCCGCGCCAGGUCUUUGACAACAAGUACUGCGCCAACCCCACUGAGCCCUGCGACAACGGCAGUGAGCUGGAGUUUGACGGCUACAACCAGUACUCCGACUAAAGUGUGACUGUAUGAGAACACGGACAUCUGCACCGCUCCUCCCUCCUCCCUCCUCUCCUCCCUCCAUUUUGCUUUAACUUCAGACGACCGACCACAACUGACUUUUAUUUAACACUGAUUGAUACCAAUGUCGUCUUUUUUAUCUUAAACCUAUUUUUUACUCUAUUUUAGUAAAACAAUAAAAGUGUUUACAUCGACCUGACCUUAAAAAACUUUAAUGCAGUGAUCAACUUCUCUAUCUCACUGCACUGGUUCAUUUUAUUACUGCAAAGAAAAAAAAUACCCACAACACUCUGCAAUUUAACAACCUUCAAUAUUUAUAGAUUUUUUUUUCUACUGCUUUUUCUACUCGCGUUGUAAUUAUACAUUAUUAAUUAUUAAUGCCCCUCACUUCACCUCCCUUACCCCCCAGACCAGUUUGAACACUGAUGAAACAGAAUUUGAAAUUCCUCAAAAAGGAAACAAGUGACCGUGUGUUGGUGCUAUUGAACUUUGACCCAGCUGGAAACACACCGGGGCCUCCACAGGCUCCAGGAUUCCAUUGCUCGGGGAUGGCUGAUGCUCGGGUCCGCAGGUUUGCCCGGGGCGGAUGAUGCAGGAGGACUUGUUGCUUUGUGCGGACAUUGCUUGGUUUUAUGAGCACCUGCGCUGAGAAAUCACCAUGUUCACAUCACAAGCCUGGUAACAAAAAAAAUCCCAUUUUGACACUUUUCAAGGAUGUGACUUAUGUGCAGCAUGGGCUUUUAUUUGAGGAAUAAGGAAAGGUAAAUGUUAAGGUAAAGUUAGUCACCAGUCGUCUUUUCUUCCGUCCUCUAGGAAACUUUUGCUUUCUUGCUGUUGCUCCAUUUGCACUUUAGCCGGCCUCACCUUGUGUGCAGUAACACAGUGGUAGGAUGUAACUAAGUACAGUUACUAUGAUAAAGUACUUGGGUAGACAUGUGAGAUACUUCAAUCUUUACUUCUUGUUUACCAUCCUGUGCCAUUGUAUCCUCCAAUACAUUUUCAGUCUUUUGUGUUUAUUGACAACCAGGUUUUACAUACAAAUUAAAUAAAUUUAUAAAAUACUUAAUAUAAUAGUUGUUAAACCACUUUUCUACAUACUGAAGCUUAAUUUUUACACUGUGGCAUUCCUACUGUUGCGUGUCCAUAUUAGGCAGCACCAAAGCAGACAGACCUGCCUGCUGAUAAUUGCUGAUAAUUCUCCUUUUCAAGAGUCUGCAUCAUACUGUUAACCCACCGAAUGUCUUGAAUGUAAUGUUUUCUGGUUGUAAGUGCCACUGGUUGUCGCAUGAUUUGCUUUUCACACAUUCAGGGUGCAGAAGUGUUUGAUAAACUCAGGAGAGGAGGGUCACACACACGUGGUCUCACACUUCAGAACCUAAAAUGACUGACUUUGAAGUCAAUGGACCAGUGUAUCUGAGCUCCUUGUCUCGUGAAUGCAUCACAGAUAUGGACAUGUAGCAGAGUGCCAUCUAGUGGGGAAAAGUACAUGUACACAUGCAGGUGUGUGUUUUUGGUCCAAUCAAUGUAGGAUUGUAGAUUUUUUGUUGUUGCUUUUUUUUUUAUAUACCAUUAUUACCAUCCUAUGAUAUUAAGAAAGGCAAUAAUACUGAGUAAAUUUAUUGUUCAUCUAAUGUGUUUGCUUUGUUCCAACGACACUUCUUCUUUGUUAACCUUUUUUUUUUUUAAUAUAUGCCUUUCACGAAACAUGACAUUUGUGCAAUAAAAACACUUCAAAAAUA